AUGACGGAGGAUGCCCAGUCGUGGUCCUCCUCCAUGGAGACCGGUCCUUCCGGAGAGUCUUUUCUCCAGAAGAUAUUUCGGCGGUUGUCAACCACACAGUGCCUGAAAUUAGGAGCCAACGAGGCGGCUCCCGUCGCCGUCGUCUCCGUCCAGAGAUACCUGUCUGAGCAGCCGGAGGAGGGCCAGCCGGGCAGCUACAGCUACGACGUGACGGUGACGGACGGAGCCUUCCGGGCCAAGUGCCUCCUGCACGCGACCCUGAACCACCUGGUGCACGUGAACGAGCUGCGGACCGGCGGUGACGUCACCGUCACGCGGUGGUCCCUGGUGUACAACGAGAGGAGGCUGGGACGUGGUUACGUUUGCAUCGAGGGGGUCAGCUGCAACGAGGGGGCGUCAGCCGUGCUGGCCCGGGUCAGCUGCGUGCACGCGCUGCCCCGGGCCAGCUGCGUGCACGCGCUGCCCGUGCUGGUGGCACGCGGCGUGGGGCCGCACGGCCACGCCCCCCUGCAGCUGGGCCGGAAACACUACCUGCCCCUGUGGAACAACGACGACCCCGAGGGGGACAUCUGGAGCUCAGGGCCCCCCCCGUCCGACACGGUGCUGGACGUGUCCAGGAUUGCUCUUCUCAGUAGUCUGGAGUCCUCUUUUAGGACCUCCUGGAAACCGCUCCCUCUCCUGGUCCGGAUAAUACACAAAUCCAGGUUGAGGUAUUACGGGAAGUUUGGGCUCAAGAUCGACUUUCCCUACCAGGCCUACUACGAGGUUGCGGACCAGAGCGGCUCCAUGUCGAUGGUGCUGUGGAACGAGCUCUGUCCCGACUUCUACCGGAGGCUGGACGUGGGCACGGUGCUGCUCCUCCAGGAUUACACGCUGAAGCAGAGCUACUCGCACCGCUCACGCCCACAGAUGGACCAUCACAGGAUGAAGAGCUUUACCUCCGUAGAAAUCUGCCUGAAUCCCCGUAAGCCGGCGUCCGUCAUCACCGUGGUGUCGCCCAAGAAGGUCCAGCCCGACUGGGGGCUCCCCGAGGUCUGCUACCGGUUCGCCGCCAGGUGA
Messenger RNA from Menidia menidia (Atlantic silverside), 1059 nucleotides. The record is from the annotation of a GenBank genome assembly. Lineage: Eukaryota; Metazoa; Chordata; Actinopteri; Atheriniformes; Atherinopsidae.